This is a messenger RNA of Moneuplotes crassus, 1356 nucleotides long. The record is from the annotation of a GenBank genome assembly. NCBI's taxonomy places the organism in Eukaryota, Ciliophora, Spirotrichea, Euplotida, Euplotidae.
UGAAAAUAUCGAAUGUGAGUAAGAAUUUGGUCGUAUCGUAUAUGACCUUCGACAGUAUGAUCAAUGCCUUGAUGUUCUUGAACCAGUUUGCUAAUGCAGGAAUGGCCAGCUUUUCUAAUGGGUUUAUGAAUACACAGCUCGGAUCGAGGAGAAGCUUGACUUUCUUCCAUCGUCAUCUAUGGAUAACAAUUUUUACAUUCAUUUUGACAGUUCUUAAGGGCCAACUUAAAUUCCCUGGCAAACAAAAUUUACACUUUCUCGUUGUUUCAGGAACAUUGGGAGUCUUUCUAAACUUUCAGUUAAUUUCAAAGAAUGCAGGUAUCUUUACACUUCCUUUCAUGAUGCUCUUCCAGCCCUUGUUCCCUGUUUUUAUCCUCUGAGGUAUAAUUGCUCUUAAACUGGAUAGAUGGACGCCAAGGAAGGUUAUCGGAUCAAUCCUAUGAGUAUUGUCUGUGCUAUCCUAUGUAACUUUCUAUAAUGUAACAGAUGAGCAAAGGUUUUUCAAAAACUUCUUUAUGACUAUUCAAGUGACUACACCUGCAAUGGGGGCUAUUUCUCUCAGAUUUGCUGUGUUAAAAGGAAAUCUUGGAGUAUUCAACAUUGCUUUUUGGGCAUCAUUUUUUGCAACUAUUAAUGCAUUCAUUUACUACUCAAUUCAAUAUUGGCUUGAACCAAGCCCUCCAUUCUUUAGUCCUACCUAUCAGUUUGGUCUCUUAAGAAUCGCGACUAUCUGGAUAUUUAGGAUCAUUGUUGAUGCCUUCAAUGUAUGCACGUUCGUGUAUCUAGCAUCUAAAAGGAAGAUUGCAAAGGCUGCUUGCUUUGUGACCUUGAAUGCUUUCUUCGUUAUCAUAUUCAACAUCUUUUUGGGAACUUAUGACGUUUGGAUUUUCCCAUAUUUGAUUUUUAUUUAUUCUGGAUACAGUCUGAUUGCUUAUGACAGAAAGAGAGUAUUCGAAAAGAGAAUGAUGAAAUUAGUCAAGAUUAAGUUUAUCUCUCAAGUCGCCCAAGAUCAUAAGGAAGUUGUAUAUGAUAAUUUCAGUUAUAACCCUGAUAUGACCAAUGAGGAGCUUAUGGCAACAGUGAACCAGGUUGCAUUGAUAAAUAAAAAGAGGACUAACUUUGAAAAGCCAAGGAAAUCAAUAGAGGAGAAGAAAAUUGAUUUUAGAGAGGAUUACUUAGAAGAUUCCACCGAAUCUGUUAGGCUAAAAGCCAAAAAUAAGGUUAUCAGUAAAGAACAGGAAGUCUAUCUAGAGAAAUCGUAUGCUCAAAUAAGGAAAACAAGAAAGGAUAAAGGAUUAGAUUCUAGUGACGAUUCAUCAGAAGAUUCAUCUUAAUUUCUUUUAAACAUUUUACAAU